Drosophila albomicans is the source of this 906-nucleotide messenger RNA. RefSeq names its product CCR4-NOT transcription complex subunit 11 (gene Not11). Gene Ontology annotation, biological process: mRNA catabolic process; negative regulation of translation. Bases 6 to 689 code for a protein of 227 amino acids. Gene Ontology annotation, cellular component: CCR4-NOT complex. The record is from RefSeq and is a predicted model, not a curated record. Lineage: Eukaryota; Metazoa; Arthropoda; Insecta; Diptera; Drosophilidae. The transcript has 4 exons.
CCAUCAUGUUUUUGUCAAUCGCUCCACCAUUAAUGGACUUUGAGGAUGAGCUGUUAUGGAUCAAUCCGUCAAGCAGCGAAAAUCUAAAUGUUUUAUAUGACAAAUCAAAUUACGUUACUCCAAACACAAAACUGUUAAUUGAACAAGCUUUUAUUCAGCCAUUAAGUCUUCAAGAUCAACAAAUUUUAUUUGAUGAUUUACUAAAGCAAAAUAGAAAUAUUGCGCAUCAAUAUGGAUUGACACCAGCUAAGCUUCCUCAACUAGUUGAGAACAAUCCGCUUAUUUCUAUUGAAAUAUUACUGAGACUAAUGUUGAAUACCGACAUUACGGAAUAUUUUAACAUACUUGUCAAUAUGGAUAUAACUUUACACUCUAUGGAAGUCGUGAAUAGAUUGACAACAUCCUGUCCCUUGCCAACUGAAUUCAUUCAUUUGUAUAUUAGCAAUUGUAUUUCAACAUGCGAAACUGUCAAAGACAAAUAUAUGCAAUCCCGUUUGGUCCGAUUAGUAUGCGUAUUUCUUCAAUCGUUAAUUCGCAACAAAAUUAUAAAUGUUAAGGAACUGUUUAUAGAAAUUGAAGCAUUUUGCGUUGGAUUUAGUAAAAUUAAAGAAGCCGCUGCUCUAUACCGACUAAUAAAACAUUUGGAGUCAGGCGACACAAUUCAAACAACAAAUUCGUUAUCUAAAUGAGUACAAGCAAUUACAAUAAAUCAAAUAUUAAAAAAAAAAACUGGUUUUGAUGCAUGCUAAAAUCGUUUCAAUGGAAAAACUAUGGACAGAAACUAGACUAAAGUUUAAAGUUUAUAUCACAAAAACACUCUAUUAUGAAUGUGCUAUUAACAAUGUCGAGUUAACGACAACGAUAUAAAUCAAUAUAAGUUAGAUUCACUUUACACUCGCAAGUAAA